GGGGCCAAUCACAGACAGGCAAGCGCGAAUGCGGAAGCGUCCAACGCGGAAGUAUGUCCUUCAGUGGAGAAGCAGUGUUACGGCUCGUGGAGACGCCGCUGUUUUGGCUCGGUGCUCUGACCGCGGCCUGGCUGUCUGUGUGCUCCGUGUACCGGCUGCUGUCCGGGAUCAGGGUGUGGGUGCUGGGCAACGGACGGCUUGUGUCACCCACCACACUGGGGAGAUGGGCAGUUGUGACAGGAGCCACAGAUGGGAUCGGGAAAGCGUACGCGGAGGAGCUUGCCCGCAGAGGCUUUAAUAUCGUGCUGAUCAGCCGCUCUCAGGAGAAGCUGGAUGACGUAUCCAAGGCGAUCUCGGGCAAAUGUGGCGUGGAGACCAAGACGAUCGCAGCAGACUUCAGCGCUGUAGAUAUCUAUUCGAAGAUUGAAGCUGGACUUGCAGGACUGCAGAUUGGAGUAUUGGUGAACAAUGUUGGAAUAUCUUAUUCUUACCCUGAAUUCUUCCUCAACGUCCCCGAUCUCGACACUUUCAUCGACACCAUGGUCAACAUUAACAUAACGUCAGUGUGCCAGAUGACACGUCUUGUUUUACCUCAAAUGGUGGAGAGGAGGAAGGGGGCCAUUCUCAACAUCUCGUCUGCCAGUGGGAUGUACCCUGUUCCUCUGCUUACCGUCUACUCUGCCUCCAAGGCAUUUGUGGACUUCUUUUCCAGAGGACUGCAAGCUGAAUACAAGAGCAAAGGCAUCAUCAUCCAGAGUGUUCUGCCAUUUUUUGUUGCAACCAAGCUGAGUAAAAUCCGACGAGCUACGCUGGACAAGCCCAGUCCAGAGCGCUACGUUUCAGCCGAGCUCAACACUGUUGGUCUACAGACUCAGACCAAUGGCUACCUGCCCCAUGCCAUUAUGGGUUGGGUGACUACAGCUCUGCUCCCUGCCAAGAUCCUCAACAGCCACGUGAUGGGGAUGGGUUUGUCCCAGCGCGCUCGUUACCUUAAGAAGCAGAAGCAGGGCUAGAUGUAUCGGCGGCGGCAGCAGACAGAGGGGACCAGCUGUGGUAACGACUCGUCCAACUACCAUCAUGGACCAAGAAGAGAAGACGUGACAGUUUCUGGGCACUAUCCCAGUUUCCCUCCCUCUGAUACUCCCAGUCAUUGAUGAUGUGAGGCAGGCACACAGCCGCCGUUACAUGUAUUCUAUUCAAACAAAUUUCUUUUGAACAAAGUGGUGCUCUCCAUCGAGUGAUCAGCUUUAAUGAGUGGAACACUAACGUGGAAACUAAAAGCGAAAAUUAAGCCUAGAUGAUGAGGGAAUAAUUUGGAUGCGUCUGAGGUUGGAGGCCUCUGUAUAUUUGUGUGUAUGUUUGGGCCUCCUGCGAGUGUGUGUGGACCAGCCUUUAGCUAUGUGGGCGAGCUUUAAGCCUUUAGUUUUACACUGGAGGGGGUACUUACCUACUUUCUAGAGCACUUAAACAAUGGGUUAUUAAGAUUUAAAAGUGGAAAUGGGUUUUUGUGGGACAUUAAUAGCUUCCUUAAUUCUUCAGUCUUUGGGAUAAUUUUUCCAUUUUAUAUCAGAAGUUUCAAAGCACUCAGAUUUACAUUUCUUCUUCUGCACCAACUGAAAAUCAUUAAAGAUCUCGUUUGCUUUUUUCACCUUUAAGAUUUUCUCGACGGUAUUGAUUAGAAUGAAUUAAGAGGAGGCUCUGUAGAUGAAUAACAAGCACAGAGGGAGAAGUUUUAGUCGAAUAUUAUAAUGUGUUUCUGUUUACAAACUAAAUUAAUUUUCGAAAACACUUCUUACAACUGGUGUUACUGCUAGGUGUAACUUAACCUAAAAUGUCUGAAAAUCCUCUGAAAAAUCCACUUGUAUAAUGAGUUGGUGUGUGUGUGUGUGUGUGUGACGAUAAAUGUGCUAAAUCUACAUUAAUCUGGAUCUAUACAUCUUGAGAGUAGCAUCUAAAAUGUUAAACUAAACCAAAAGUAGAGAUGAGACAAACCAGUGAGCGAAAUCUAUGAUGCAUUUCUUUGACUUUCUCUUUUUGAAAGCUACAUGUAUGUUGAAACUUGUCUUUGCUCAGAUAUCCGCUCUAAUUUAUACUAUAUUAAUCCCCAUGGAAACUUUGUUCUUGACAUUUCACUCAUAUUAACUCUCGGUGCAGCAGAAGGGGACCAACUUCAGUUCUAAGAGCUUUUCUCAAGGAUUGUGUAUUAGGCGUAUUCCUAUUACCUGCAUGAUGUUUGGGGCGAAAGCAGAUCAAACAUGUAAAAAACACAUUGCAUGUUUUCUUCUUCAAUCCAUCAAUAAACAGCAAUUCAAAUAA
Messenger RNA from Cottoperca gobio, 2316 nucleotides. It is a transcript of the gene hsd17b12b, whose product is annotated as hydroxysteroid (17-beta) dehydrogenase 12b. The coding region runs from base 54 to 1013 and encodes 319 amino acids. Gene Ontology annotation, molecular function: oxidoreductase activity. The transcript is spliced from 12 exons. The record is from RefSeq and is a predicted model, not a curated record. Gene Ontology annotation, cellular component: endoplasmic reticulum. Lineage: Eukaryota; Metazoa; Chordata; Actinopteri; Perciformes; Bovichtidae.